GGUAAUGUGAAAUAUAUAUAAAAAAUAAAAAUGAAGAGAACUUGAUGACGGCGACCGCUAGACGUGAGAAAGAGAGAGCAGACGACCUUGUGACGGUUGAAUCGUUGUAACUUGACCCGAUUUCCAUUUAUUAGAUCAAAAUCCCAAUUAUAUCUAGGGUUUCAUAUUUCAGUUUCAGUUUCAAUUUUAAUUUGAUUGUUGAUGCAAGUAUAUCUCGAUUCUUGAUUUCAUAGAAAUGAGCAGCUAGGGUUUCGUACUGAGUUAUGGCAGAGACCUCGAGGUCGCGAGUGACAAUCACCUUAGGUCGCAGUGGACAGGUGGUGAAAAGGGUAGUGGAUAGCGUACCACUUCCUCCGGCUGUUGGGACUAAACGUUCUGUUAGAGAUAGAUUAGGAGAUACAGUGGACCUUCAUAAUAAACGGUCGCGUGGAGAUAAUGAUACAUGGAACUUGAAGGCUAGUAAUUCCGUGGAUGAUCUUCAUCUUCGUAAAGAUGAUCUACGAUUCAAAAUCAUGAAACAAAAGCAAAUCAACAAACAUCAGAACAUGGUGGACCUUCGUGAUAUGCUGUCAAGGUCAGCCCGUCCUUCAACUGCUAAGCCUGUUACCUCCUAUAGCAUGCAUGAAACUAGAGAUGGAAGACAGAGGGUACCCGACCCAAGGCAUAUGCCUGAACCAAGACAUGAGAGGCAGAGCGUUCCCGAGCCAAGGGGUGAUAGACCUCGUGGGCCCGUGUCUAGGGAUGAUAGACCUCGUGGGCUCAUGUCUAGGGACGAUAGACAGAGGAUGGCUGAACCAUUGGAUGGUAGACAAGGCAUGCCUGAGCCACGUGAGGUUAGAAAUCGAGUACCCAAGCUAAAUGAUGUCAGACCACACGUAGCAGAACGGCCCAUCGGUACCAUGACAGGUCAAUACGCUUCCCUGAGACCUUCAGAAGGUCCUCCCCGUACGGGCUUUUCAGGAGAUUCCCCGUGGACUUUGGAUCAUAUUAGGCGUAAAUCACCAGAUAGGGUUUCGAAUACUAGAGGUUUAUCACCCCAGAGAAGGCGGGCAUUUGAAGAUUCUAGACCAGUGGCGUAUGGCACUCGGGAUGUUAGUGAUAAUUCAAGGCCUGCGCCCCCCGCAUCGUUUCUGACAAAACAACCCCUCUCAAUGAAAUCUGUGGGGGCUACGCCUUUGGUUGCCCCUGGUGGCAAUAUGCAAAGAAGUCAAUAUCCAGCAGAACAUCUUACUGUGGAAGGAUUUUUGCGCUCAUUGGGAUUGGAGAAGUAUCUGAUUUCGUUCAAGGUUGAGGAGGUUGAUAUGUCUGCUUUGAGCCAAAUGGGGGACCAAGAUCUCAAAGAGUUAGGAAUACCUAUGGGACCUAGGAAAAAGAUACUUCUGGCUCUGCUUGCACGCAGCGGAAGGCAAGCAAGAUGAGUUGUCUGAUUAUACUAUACUUGACUCGACACCAAAUUUCAGUAUUGGGAGUUUCUGGUAUGAUUAAUCACCUUUUUAUUUGUUUGCAACCGACAAUGGAUGUGUAUUUUGUUGCAUUAGUUUCUGUGGGUUGUAUUCUGGCAAGGAAGGACUGGUCCCCAUCAGAAGUUUAUUUCAAGAAAUGAUUUUGGUUUAUUGUUUGUGUUGCUGGAAUAUUGUUUUUCAGUGAUAACCUUUACCUAAACUCAAAUGAAAUAAUAAUUGAACUAUAAAAUAUCAA
Messenger RNA from Helianthus annuus (common sunflower), 1698 nucleotides. RefSeq lists its product as uncharacterized. The record is from RefSeq and is a predicted model, not a curated record. NCBI's taxonomy places the organism in Eukaryota, Viridiplantae, Streptophyta, Magnoliopsida, Asterales, Asteraceae. The coding region runs from base 264 to 1418 and encodes 384 amino acids. The transcript has 7 exons. Gene Ontology annotation, molecular function: protein binding.